Messenger RNA from Saccharomyces kudriavzevii IFO 1802, 735 nucleotides. It is a transcript of the gene ATP4, whose product is annotated as F1F0 ATP synthase subunit 4. The coding region runs from base 1 to 735 and encodes 244 amino acids. NCBI's taxonomy places the organism in Eukaryota, Fungi, Ascomycota, Saccharomycetes, Saccharomycetales, Saccharomycetaceae. The transcript has a single exon. Gene Ontology annotation, biological process: proton motive force-driven ATP synthesis. Gene Ontology annotation, molecular function: proton transmembrane transporter activity. The record is from RefSeq and is a predicted model, not a curated record.
AUGAGCGUCAGUAUAGGUGUCCGUGGCCUAGCGUUAAGGUCCGCUUCAAAAUCGCUGCUUAGCCAAAGUAUUCAUCGCACUUCAAUGGUAAUUGGAACUCGUCAUAUGUCAUCCACUCCAGAGAAACAGGCAGAUCCAAAGGUAAAGGCCAAUUCUCUCAUUAAUGCUAUUCCAGGUAACAACAUUUUGACAAAAACUGGGGUUUUAGGGACCUCUGCUGCUGCUGUCAUUUAUGCCAUUUCCAACGAGUUGUAUGUUGUUAACGAUGAAAGUAUUUUAUUGCUGACUUUCUUAGGUUUCACUGGUCUAGUCGCAAAAUAUUUAGCCCCAGCAUAUAAAGAUUUCGCUGACGCAAGAAUGAAGAAGGUCUCCGAUGUUUUAAACACUUCCAGAAACAAGCAUGUCGAAGCCGUUAAGGAUAGAAUUGGAUCUGUCUCUCAAUUGCAAAAUGUUACUGAAACCACAAAGGUUUUGUUUGAUGUUUCCAAGGAAACUGUCGAACUUGAAAGUGAAGCUUUCGAAUUGAGACAAAAGGUGGAUUUGACUCACGAAGCAAAAGCUGUCUUGGAUUCAUGGGUUAGGUACGAAGCCUCUUUACGUCAAUUGGAACAAAGGCAAUUGGCAAAAUCUGUCAUUGCUAAAGUUCAAUCCGAACUAGGAAGCCCAAGAUUCCAAGAGAGAGUUUUACAACAAUCCAUCGCUGAAAUCGAACAACUGCUUUCCAAAUUGAAGUAA